UUGUUCCGCGCCAUGGCGAACUUUUUGGUCCAUGGCCACCGUGGCUGCUGCAGCAUUUACGACGUCAUUCUCCUGUGAAGCGCAUUUGCUCCAGCAAUUGAAGGUCUUUGAAGGUUCUCCCACAGCUUUUGGUGCCUCUGCUCCUCUGGAACGCUUCUUGGAGUUACUGGACACUUGCAUCGAGAGCCGGAAGGACCAGGAUGAUCGCUCGGAAGGAGGAUGGAGACCUGAGGUGGACCGGAUCUUCAAGGCAACAGGUCGCACAGCUCCUGAGCUGGCAUUCCUGGCAGCCCUCGGAGUGGAAAGGCUUGGUGGGAACUCGCUGGAGAGCACAAUCUUUCUGCGGCACGUGAAGCAGCAGACGAUCCGAAGAGUUAUGUACACUUCCCUGGACAGCUACGAUCGCAAGUUCUUGGAAGCGCAGAAGUUAUCCGUGGAGACGCUCGGUGAAGGUUGCGGCCGUGAUGCGAAGGCAGAAACCGAUCUCUGGUUGAGACCGGAGGUCGAGUGCCUGGUCUCUUUAUGCAAGGCCGGAAGUCUGAAGCCAACCUUCGUGACUCUGGACCUCAGGCCGCGGUCGCUGCAGCAGCUGGUGAUGCUGCUGAAGGACUGUGGCUAUCAAUAUUUCAAGGUCUCGCGCCUUUUCGGUACUGCGGUUGGACCGCUGGGUGAUAAGGCAAGUGAUUGGCGCUUGGGUUUGGCCUGGCGAAAUGCCAGCAGCGUGCUGGGAGAUUCCGUGGCUGUGCAGCGUGCCUCUGCCCUUAUGCUUCACGCCGCCCGGGGGUCGCGGAAAAACUUGGCCUUGUGUCUGUCAGGACAGCCAAGAGGCAGAAAUUCUGUGGCCGAUCUUCAGUGGGUCCAGCGCUUCGGGAGCUUCGACAUCUUCGCCGUGGUACCUUUGGAGGACUGUCAACGAGCACGGCAGCUCCUGCAGCAACUGGACGCCGAGGUGCUUUGCGUCGAUAGCUUGUUCAUGAAUCCCGAAGAGCUUCGUUGGAUCUUCACCGGUCCCAAAGCAGACCCAGACAUUUGCCCUGGCCAUCAUUGCGUUUAUGUUUGGCGUGACGUGGAGUCUUGUCGACGCCUCGUGCACAGACACAUGGCCAGGUUUCGCACCUCUUACUGGCGGGUGGCGCGGAUGCGCUUGGAUUUGCGGAUGGAGAUCUUUCCAAAGGAUGUCAUGAAUGCCUUUGCCGACGAGCAGACAGUUUGGGCUUAUGCCAUUCCAGAUCGCCAAUGGAUCCCAAUGCCCGACAGGUUUGCCAUUGGCCCAUCACACUUGAUGCUGGAGGUGUACUUCUCAACCUACAGUUGGAUGCUUGACAUGCAGAGCUGGAGGCACUAUGACCCUGCAGUGGUACACGCAUGUCAGAGGCGUGGGCACAUGUGGCUCCACGAUGGGCGAAUCCGAUCUGUGGGGAAGAUUUGGCCGUGCCCAGAGCACUCUGCGAGAGGCUUCGCCUAUCAAGGACCGGAAAACGUCUUGGAAGCGCGACUCUUUACGUACAAGGCCUCCAUCAACUUCCGCCUGCGGCAGGACAUUUGCUUCAAUCAGUUUGCGAAGCAGCUUGGUAGGAUCUUGGAUUCCGCCUGCGAGCAAAGACCGGAGCGACAUCCUCACGGCUAUUGGAUGACCGACAUGAAGCCCGAGCUUGUUGAGAAUUACAUUAGUCGUCAGGUCACUGCUGGUAGUGAGAAACUCGAAACGCGCUUAUUACCCUAUGACGCUCACUUCACUGCGCGAUUGGCAGAGUUUCUGCUUGAGCAGUGGGGCGAGGCCCAGCGACCCCCGAAGACGUUGCACCUGGGUGCUGGGCGCGGAGCGAUGGCGGAGCAGCUGAGCCGCUGGGGCUUGCCGGUGACGUCGGUGGAUGGCAACUGCUUGGUGCUGGCACUUUCCUCGGGCCUUUGCUUAGAUAUUUUGGCUGAUAGCUGGCAAGAUGCUUGUGAGGCAGCCGCAGAACGAGGCUUUUGCAGAUGGUUGGAUGGAUAUAAAGGGUCUGACUGGGUCCUAGCCCUGAACUUGAUCAGAGACAUUCCUCGACAGCUGAUCUCCAGGUUGGCCACACGCCUGGCUUCUGGCCACACCAUCGUCAUCAGUUGGGUUUCAGCGAGGAGAUUGGAUCACCUAAAGAUGCGAGACCUUCUUCGACAUCUCCAUCACCAAGGUUACCUGGCUGAUCGUCGCGUCAGUCGAGAGCUGCGGCUCUUUGGAGGGCUGCUAUGCUGCCCAUGGAACCAGAACACCUUGGUUCUCAAGAAGCACAGGCCCUUGCGGACUUGCCAUGCGCGAUUACUAGAACAACUCCCAGAAAGCCAGCCGUGUGUUUUGCAGCAGAACUACGGCUGCAUACCCGGUGGAAUCUGGGUGCAUUUCGGUUGCCGUGGUCGCUUCAGCAUCCCGAACUGCCGGGAUAAGAGCAACACCAUCUGCGAGAGCAUGAACGAGGACUACGUCGAAUGUUUUGCCUGCGAAAAAAGCCGCCUCAAAGAGGCGCGGCCUGCCGUGCCGCGGGCGGCCCACCAAGCGGUGGCCUUGGUGGGCCGCACGCAGCGCUCGGAUGUCUUGCUGACGCAACCAGAGGCGGUGUCUAUGAACUCCAGCUACUUCGCACAGCUCUUUGGGCUCCCCAUCCCCUGGCUCUACGAUGCCAUGGAUCCCUUGACUUCUGCGCCAGGCCUUUGGGAAGACCGAAGAUCGAUGGUGCUGCUGCUGCGCGCAGUGAAGCUGGCUGUGUUAGGACAACUGGGUCGUGCCGCAGUGUGGCAGGAAUGGCGCAGCUUCGCUUCCGUGCUACGAGGCUGCGCACAUCCUUUGGUGAAGAGAUUGCUUGAAGUUCUUUCGCCUUCAGUUGAUGCCCAGAAUGGCAGCAGAGGCCCCACCUUGACAGGAAGGCCAGCAAAAUUUCACGGUGAUGUGUUCCAAUGGCAAGGUAUCAGCGUCGAAAACUGUGGCCGCCUUCGGUUCACGCAAGCCACUCCGUGGGCCCGUUACAUUUAUCGCUUUGCCUACCAUGUCUCAGCGACAUUGUGGGCACCCUGA
This is a messenger RNA of Cladocopium goreaui, 3043 nucleotides long. The record is from the annotation of a GenBank genome assembly. Lineage: Eukaryota; Dinophyceae; Suessiales; Symbiodiniaceae.